Pseudo-nitzschia multistriata is the source of this 4404-nucleotide messenger RNA. The record is from the annotation of a GenBank genome assembly. Lineage: Eukaryota; Bacillariophyta; Bacillariophyceae; Bacillariales; Bacillariaceae.
CGUAAUCAGACGAGUGCCUGUGCCACCCUGCCGAGGUAGAGUGCAGGAAGUGAUCGAUUCAUUGGAUGUUAUCACUUCCAUCGAGCCCUACACCGUGUCCCUUAUUUUCUACCCGGUUCCUGAUCCAGCUCCAAAAUCAAGCAACGAUACGUAGAUGCGCAUAGUUCCUUCCGAAUCUUCCGCAGUAGAAAACAUCAUCUUUCAACAUUAUCGCACCACGAGACUAGAAAGUGAAUUUAGAUUCUCUUGAGAAAAAAGACAGCGUAAAGCGAAUGAGAAAGAACCUGGAGCUUUGAUAUUAUGGCCGAACACAAGAUGAAUAAUGAGAAUAGAACCUUCCCGUUUACGACCGUCGUCGUUACCAAUCCUGACGAGGCAUCGGCAUGUUCGGCCCAAAAACUAUUGGAAUCAACACUGAAGCGGUAUUUGAACGACAAAAGAAGAUAUGGCGAGGAUGAAACGGCAAUAAACGUCAAGGUAAUAUCAACCUGCGAUCCAUUUGGAGCGCGUUGUGGAAGUUUUGGCGGGACUUUGGCUGCCUUGGACUUGCUCCGUGACAACAGCAGUGGCAGCAACGGUGACAACGACGUAAGAAGGUCGAGCGAAGGCGGAGAGAGUUGUGUAGAGACAGUUCUCUGUUUGCAUGCCGGUGGUGAUUCUUCUAGGUGCCCCUUAUCCAUGAUUCUGGGCAAAGCGUGGACGAAUUUACCAAGCUCGCAAUAUCGAAACCCAAUCAUCUGGCUAAUCAGCCAAAUGGAAGAUUUGUUUUACCGGACCCAGAUUCCAGAAGGGAGCUUGUUGGUAUUGGCUACGGAUUGCGUCCUUUCUUUUGGAGAUUUUUCCAGCUGCGAGGACAGCAAUCAAAAGAAAAACAGUAUGCCGGAUAGUGAAUCCGAGGUUGUUGAUCCCUACACGGUACUGGGGGUUGCGGUGCCAUCUCCAUUAAACACGGCGAAAAACCACGGGGUCUUUAUCAUGCCUGAACACACGCUCCCUAUUCCUCGCAAAGAUGACAAGGAAGGUAGUAAUUUUGGAUGGAGCUUAGCUCAAAUGGAAACUCCUGCUGCUGUAUGGCAAAAGCCAGAGUUGGAUAAGCUUUUGACCAAUCCGACGACAACGACAAUAUCAUCGACGAUGAUCGAAAGCGGCAUGCUGCCACCCACUUGCUUCAAUGUUCCUAAUCGAUCGGGUAAACAGGCCUGGAUUGAUACCGGCAUUGUGAUUUUCUAUCCAAAAGCUUACAAUACUUUGAUGAACCUUUCCAACGGCUUGCUCGCCUUGUGUACCAGAAGAGGACUGGAAGCGGCCUAUCAUUCGAGCAGCAACACAGGCGUCGAUUCUGUUGCACAAUCAUCCUUGCAAUCUUUUGCAAAGUCGAAUGCUCUCAAGAUUGACCUAUACACGGAUAUCUUGCACAAUUUGCCCUUGUCGGACAAAAAGAAAGCGACCGCACCUGUUCAUACCGACGGAAAAGAUGACAUCCAAGCUGCUCUGAGAAAGGUGUUGUCUGUAAUGUCACUGAAAGUACUCGCUGAUCCUGGAGGAGCUUUUUCACAUGUCGGAACGACGCAAGAAUUGAUAGAAUUUAUUACAACAAGAAGUUAUGGUGAUGAUGACGAUUUCGUGGCAAGAACGAUACCCGCUGUAAUGGACCAGUAUGUGACUAAAGUAUUAGCCAAAAAGCUUCAGUUUCAUCACCGAUUCGGAACAUGGCAAGCACCUUCUGGUGAUGAUAAUAAUCCUGCAGAAUAUUCUUCCCAUCAAAACAACACGAUACUCUUUUCGACGUUCCCGAGUGAAAGAACAAAGUCUCGAGUAGGGGCCUUUAGCUUCGUAGAGUAUUCUGACUUGCAGAGUUACGAAUCUGUUUCUAUUGGAGAUCAUUGCAUGGUAAGCGGAUUGAGGAGUUGGGAACGAUAUGUCAAUAGCCAAAGUCCUUCAGCAAAUGAUGGGUUUGACAAGGCUCUUCAGAUUCCAGAUGCACUCAGCAUACAGCUUUUACCUCUGGUUUCAAGGGAGGAGAAUAUCACAAUCGAUCGGUGUGAUCCGUUACAAGAUGAAUGGGUCAUGAUGGUGUUGGGCAUCACAGAUCCUACCAAGGCUCCUCUCCGAACAGGGGAAGUCUAUGGCAUACCGUUUUCUGAUUUCGUCAGACACACAGGCAUCUCAUUGGACCAAAUUGGAUUUCAAGACGAUUUAAAACAGAAUGAUUGCCUCUGGACCGCCAAGUUGCAUCCCAUUGUUCACAAAACAUACACCUGUGUUGAUGGGUCUUCUUCGUCGUUUUCGUCUUUGUUCGCUUGGGUAGAGAAACUAAGAUCGGGAGAUCCAACACUUCGUAACGACCAAAGCCUAGCGAACUGGCUUUCGACAGAAAGGGUGUCGUUGAAGCAAAUACAUGGUAUCGCCGACGCAUCACAAGAAUGGGCCCAUCGCAUUCAAUUGGAGGAAGAUAUUUCAAUACUGAAACGCCAAGGCCAUAUAGAUAACCUCGUGGUUUUGUUGAGGGGACAAUGCCAGAAUGUACCUUGUGAUCUUCAAUGGUUAAUAAAUAUCGAAGACUUCAAAGAAGCUUUUGAUACAUUGUGUUCUUUAAUAGGAACAUUGGAACAGUUAGCAUUGGAAGAGUUUGCAAACAGAAAUUUCCAUGUGAGCGGAAGGGCACUUAUGCUCGCAAGUGCUUCGAUAUCACAAUUUUCUGAUGAACGUGCAUCUAAUGACGCUAUUGCAUGCGAAGGCUCAAUCAACAAUGCAUCCGUUUCGUUGGAGGCUUUGAUCAAUAAAUUUAAGCUUUCGCAUUUUCCAUCAGGAAAAGGAGCUGGAGAUCACAUGCUGAUAAUGAGAGAUAUCUUGGAACUUCGGGGAUGUCACACGUCGCCCGCGACGCGAAAUUCAAUGUCUCUCUGCUCUACCAUAUUGGAACAACUUGCGCUAUGCAUGAUUGAGUUUACUAUCGUUGCUGGUUUUCGCAGAUUUCUUGAGCCUAUUGAUAAUGCAAAAAUCAGUAUGAAGAGGACGCGCGCAACGGUAUAUGAUAAAUUUGUUCUUUCAGUCGCACCUGUCCGAGUUGACUUAGCGGGUGGAUGGAGUGAUACUCCACCUAUAACAUACGAACACGAAUGUGGAGGGUCUGUAACUGGAAUGGCUGUGUUGCUUGAUGAUCACUUUCCCCUUUCUUGUCGAUGCCGUGUGAUCACAGGAGGUACUGGAAUGUUACUCAAGACCGAGCUUCGAGAUAUAUCAACAGGUUCACUGCUAUCGUCGAAGCAAGAAGACGUUACUGUCAUUUCCCAGUUGAGCGACUUCCGAAAUCCUUCAGCCAGUUGUGCAUUGGUUAAGGCGUCUUUGAUUGUUCUAGGUAUGCUUUCGGAAGAACAAAUAGUUCAAUCUGUUGACAUUCAAGACUUAAUCAAUCAGUUUUGUUCAAGCCUCGAUAAUGUCCGAAUAGAAAUUAUAACGACAUCACUUCUUGGAAUGGGUACUGGUAUGGGGACAAGUUCAAUUCUAGGAGCCUGUAUUCUCCAAAAUCUAGCAGAGUGUGUCGGUAUCGGCAGACUGGGUGACGAAUUUUUGAUCAAUGCAAUUCUCAUGCUCGAGCAGCUUUUAUCGUCAGGAGGAGGUUGGCAAGAUCAAGCACAUGGCAUAGUCCCAGGAGUAAAUACGGUCGUCAGUGCCCCCAAAAUCCCUCUAGAGAUCAAGAUAUCCCCUGUGGUUCUUUCAAAUGAAAAUACAUUAUCUUUUGAAGAGAGGCUUUUGUUUGUGUUUACUGGAAAGACUCGGCUUGCAAAGAAUAUUCUUCAGCAGGUGCUUAGGCGCUGGGCAAAAAGAACAAAUGAGAUCGUAAGCACAGUGGGGAACCUUGUAAAUUGCUCUUUGGCUGUAAGAAAUGCGUUAGAAAAUGGAUCCUGGGAUGGCGUAGGAGAGUACAUGUACCAGUCGUACAAAUUAAAAUGCGUAAUGGCUGGCGAAAACUCCGGCGCAGAACCUGAAUCCGUCAAGGUGUUCAUAUCUGAGCUGAUGAAUCGAAGUCAAAUCAAUGGUGCAAUGCUUUGUGGAGCAGGAGGAGGUGGUUUCCUUCUACUAGUAAUGUCCCAAUAUGUGGUCAGAAACGACAUCGAAAGUAUUUUUCAAAAAUCUAUUCUUCCUCUCAGUGACGACUUUCAAUAUUUCAGCUUCCACAAUUGCCAAAUCGCAAGAAGAGGAUUGACUUCAUCCAUCAUAGAGAAGGAACUCACUGACGCCAAUACUUACCAUCUUUCUUGGCAAUCGUCGAAACGGCCUGACUAAUGUCUUAGGAGUAACACAGAUGCAUUUCAAUCUUAUUCCGAUCCAAAAUACUUGUCUCGAACACCAAUGCUGUUUUUCUUUGCAGAGACUUGAUCUGAAUAAAAUGUAUCGAAACAA